AAGAAGACUUCAUCAUGAAUCUAAGCAGCACAACUUUCAACAUAUUGGAGAAAACAGCAAAUAAAUACAGUUUUAUAUCAAUUUAAAGACUCGGGAAUCGCAGCAAUGGCUUCGGACGAUGAGAUUAAUAUUCUGGUCAUAGUGCUGGAUGUGAACCCUGUCUGGUGGGGUCAGCAGGCGCAGCGGGAGCCGAAGUUCACCCUUUCAACAUGUUUGGACAGUUUGAUGGUCCUGGCAAAUGCUCAUUUGGUCAUGUCAAGGACCAACAAACUAGCUGUCAUCGCUAGCCUAUAUCAAGAAAGCCACUUCUUGUAUCCCAGUAAGCAGUGGAGAUCUGGGGAGGAAAUCUCUGCAAACCCCGACGGCAAAUAUGAGCUUCUCUCAGUCACCAAUGAUCUGUUUGCAGAGGAGAUCAGGAAUCUGAUGGAAAAAGCGGAGGUCAGUGGAAGUCAGACGGAAACACUGUUGGCUGUGUCUCUGGCCAGAGCUCUGUGCUACAUUAAUCGAAUCUCAAAGGACGUACAAGCUGGUCAGGAGGUGAAAUCGAGGAUAUUGGUAAUUAAAGCUGCUGAGGAUUCUACAUCUCAGUACAUGAACUUCAUGAAUGUGAUUUUUGCAGCACAGAAGAAGAAUAUCCUGAUUGAUGCCUGUGUGCUGGACUCGGACUCUGGACUUCUACAGCAGGCUUGUGACAUUACCGGUGGCUUGUAUCUCAGAGUUCCUCAGAAAGUUGCUCUCACACAGUAUUUAUUGUGGGUUUUCUUACCAGACGCAGAGCAGCGUUCACAGUUAUUGCUGCCUCCUCCAGUGCAUGUGGACUACAGAGCCGCUUGCUUCUGCCACCGCAACCUCAUAGAUAUCGGAUACGUCUGUUCAGUCUGCCUGUCGAUAUUCUGCAACUUCAGUCCAAUCUGCACAACAUGCGAGACUGCCUUCAAAAUGCCUCUCCCUCAGAUGGCUAAAACCAAGAAGAAAAAGCUGAAAACUGCAAACUGAUUCGUCUGUCGUCUCAACUAAUGUGCUUUAAUUAUCUCACAUUAAUGUCUUUUUGAACAGCAUACCUUUAUAAUUGAAUAUUUGGUUACAAACUUGUGUAUAUUUGAACACCCUAUUCUAAUGUAUCCUUCACUUUAAAUAAAAGACAUUUUUAUAUAAAAACA
Molecule: messenger RNA, 1160 nt
Organism: Danio aesculapii
Lineage: Eukaryota; Metazoa; Chordata; Actinopteri; Cypriniformes; Danionidae
Gene: gtf2h3
Product: general transcription factor IIH, polypeptide 3
Exons: 13
Coding region: 106-996 (296 amino acids)
Biological process (GO): regulation of DNA-templated transcription; nucleotide-excision repair
Cellular component (GO): transcription factor TFIIH holo complex; transcription factor TFIIH core complex
Source: RefSeq, a predicted model, not a curated record